CCGGAAAAGUAAAUCUUCAUCAUUUCGAUUUUGCCGUUUCUACUCAGUGUCGGAUUCCAAAGUCAUGAGUGAAUGAAAACACUCAGUGUGGAUGACAAUUUGACAAUAUAUCUCAAAUGGUCAGUAAAAAUCAAACGAACAUUCUAAAUAUGGUACUACAUGUGAGCAUGUGUUUUAUGAUCUCUCUAAUGGUUUCAUGGACGGACGCCUAUACGGAAAGCUGCGAUGCCUCUUUGUUGACCAUGAAAAACGUAACUGAAUGUCCGACAGACAAAGAAUCGUAUGAGAAGGCAGCAGAUAUGAAGAACUGCAGCUCUAUUUCUGAUUCAUGCAAAAAAAGAGUCCAGUACCAUUGUGUUUUAAAUUCAGAAUUAAAUGGGUUGGUGGAAGUCUGUGCAACAUCGAUUUAUAUUUUUGAUAAAGUGUGUGCUAAGUUUGAUGAAAAUCUCAAGGGUAUCAUAAGAGUGGACGGUUUGGAAUGUCAGAAUUUUUCGUCGCCAUGUCCAAUAUCUUACAAUUCAACUGAAACGUAUAAAUAUCCUGGGUGUUUUGAUGUUCGUUCAACGACUGUUUCAACCUUAACUACAACAUCUAUGGAAAAUUUAGGAAGUACAAAGAAAAGUGUAAUUCCUGCACGAAAUGAUCGACAAAAGGUAGUUCCGAUAGUUUUUGGUGUGCUUUCUGCACUUGCACUAUUAACUGUGAUCCUGAUUUCCUUUGUUUUUCUUCGAAGAAGAAAGUUGCUUUGUUUCAAAAUCGGGGAAAAUACGGACAGAAUGGCAGAAGAGAAGAAACAAUUAGUACAAUUACCACGGUAUCAAGAAAACAGAAAAAAAGCUAAGGUAAAAGCAGAAGUUUCUAUGGAAGUACAAGACAAGAGGAAAUUAUUGGAGACCGCAGUUAAUUUUCUUAUAGAGAGUUUAAAAAAGCCAAACGAAGGCUGGACAAAGGAAAGCAUCACAGAGCAAGUGGAUAACACAAUUAAUAAAAUUCAGGAAGUUGGGGACAGAGUUCUUUUGAAAACAUUUAUCACAAAAUUGGCUGAGGAUCCAGACAUUCAGAAGAGGUUAAUUCCUUGUGGGGCAGAAAUGUAUCAAUUGCUUUUAUCUGUCCAGGAUAAAUAUGAUGCAACAAAAAGUAUUUUAGAAAAAGGAUGUAUUAGUCUUGUUUUAUAUUUUGAUGAUGAUAACAGCCUUAAAAGAUUUGUAAAUGACUUCAAGACAAGAGAUGUGGAUUUUAUCAAAUGUAUAUCAAAACUUUUACUGAAUAAAAAUUUCUUAAGUAUCUUCCAAAUACAUCCAGAAAUUGUCACGUGGAAAACAUCUACAGUAAAAGUUUUCCAAGGAUCUGAACUGAUGGAAGAACUUAAUCUAGAGAGACCCAUAGUUGGAACAUACAAAGAUUUUACAGAAGAUAUUAUUGAAGUUCAUAUGCAAGCCCAAGUAUCAAAGGAAGUGACACCAAUUUAUCCGUCACUCCCAGCUGCAGCUGAAGCAGAGGCACACAAGGGAAUGAAUACAGCAGGUAAAUUGCAAGAGGAACAAAUUUUGGAUGGUUUUGAUUCGACACCGAAUGCAUAUCCAGCUUAUAAACAUGUCCAAACUCGCGAAAAAUCUUUUGAAGAAUGCAAAGUUGGCAGCAUAAAAGACAGAGCUUGGGACUUUGCAAGAGACGGGUUUUAUUACGAAGGAUAUGAUCUGGAAACAACAUGUUUUCACUGUGGAACUCAAAAGGGUGAUUGGAAAAAAGGAGCUGAUAUUCAUGCGGAGCAUAUGUCAUUAAAUCAAACUUGUGAAUUCGUUAAAUACGUGCAAUUACAUAUUUUGAAGACAAAAUAAAAGAAUAUAACCAUAGCUAUUUUAUCAAUUUAAUUACACCAGUGCUGUUCUUACCGAAAUAAAUUUCAAAAGAGCAUUAUAGUAUUUAGAAUUAAGCUAACCACUUGGACAGUGCUCAUCUGAUUGGAAACUGAGUAAAAAUUGUCUUCGUCAGUUAUGUUUUUCUGUUUAUGGUUAAAUACAUAUGAUUUGAACACUUUGUAAAAUAUUUCAGGGUAUUUUUUUCAGUUUUGGUUAUAUUAUAAUCAAGCUGUGUAAUUAUACCAAAAUGAAAUAAUAUGAAUGUGUUUGAUAGAUGUUUGUAAAUAAGUAGAUAAAUUAUGUUUGUUGAUCUGGGUUAAUCUUUAAUUUUACAACAAAAGUCAAAUAAUUAUACAGUUAAUGUCAUCAUAUUUGAGAUUUGUGUUUUAAGUCAUGAACACUGGAACUAAAUAUUACAAAAAGAUUACCAUAGGAGAAGUGUACUGUUUUUGCUGAUGUUUCUUUGUUAGUAUAUAUGCAAGCUCUCAACUCAGAUUUAUGUUUUAAGUAGUCUUUGGUCAAAUCCAGAAUAUUUUUUUCUUAAUUGGGCACACAAUUAUUACAACUUUUCACUCUUCUACAGUCGGAUACAGGUAUGUUUCUGAAAUUUUUCUUUAGGUAUGUAGUAGAUGACAUGUUAUAGAUAUAAAGGAUCACUUUAUUACUUUUAUGCUAAAAUUAUUAUAAAUACUUACAUUUAUCAUGCUGCAUUUCUUAUAUGGACAUUGAAAUUGAAUUUCUACCUCCAACCCACCCCCAAAUAUAUUGUUAUCACAAUGUAACCUUUCAAAUCGUGAUGAAUGUUGCUUUUGUUGAGUGAAUAGAAUAAUUUAGAUAUAAUAUUUAAUUUGUUAAUUAGUAUUGAAUGUCGAUCGUGUUCUCGUAUUUAGAUGCAGUUUUCCUUCUAAUGCAUUCACUCGCUAUAUGCUUGCUCCUGGGACAUGAACCUUUCUCUGGUGUUUAAAGAGGUCCAUGUUUGCCCUGCUCUCAAUUAUGUAUUGAAUUUUAAUUCUGAUGAUUGUUUAUUGUCUACAUAUUUUCAGUAGGAAAGUUAUUUUAUCUCUACGCGUGACAAUUAAAGUUAUUUUAAGGAGAUGCCAAGUUUGAGAAGCUUAACUUGGUCAGUUAAUGUUGACUUAAUGAGUUUAACAUAUUGGUAUGUGAAGAUUUUUUGUUAAUUUCUAGUCAAUUACCGGUAUUUCAUGUUAAGUCAAAGUCAAAACUUAAAAUUUUAUUCAAGGAAUACAUUAACAUUACGUCUUCAAUCUUUAAAUUAUAUAAAAGUUAAGUGAAAUAUUUCAUAUUCUCUGUUGAGAUACCAGUUCAAAUACAUGUAAAGCGUCUGUAAUAAAAAUGUUUCCUUCUCAAAAGUUUUUAAAGGAAUAAGGCAUUUUGUUUAUUUUCAAUUUCUAGCUCACCUCGACGAAGUCAAGAUGAGCUAAGCUAUACCCAGGCGUCAGCGUUAUACGUUCAAGUUUUACAUGUAGGAGCAAGUCAAUCCCAAUAACAAUAAGCCCUACAUGGACCAAACUUGCAUGGAUGAUGCAUCCAAGGAUCGACACUACCAGACUUGCUUCGGAUGCUGGAUAUGACCAAUAUGAAUGGACCACGUUAAGGUUUUAGGAGCAAGUCCAUUCCUAAGUAACUAUAAGUCCUUCCUAGACCAAAUUCGUAUCUAGGGAAAGAACUUCAGAAGCUGGAUCUGACCUACAUUUUCCAGGUGAAUGAACAAAUAUAAUUUUUUGGAGCAGACCGAUUCCCGAGUAGCUAUAUGCCUUACUAGUACCAAACUUGUCGCCCAAUUGGCGCAAUGGUUAGAGUGUUUGCUCUAGAGUUGCAGAGUAAGGAGUUGGUCCUUACGUGGCGGGUUCGAACCCCCUUUACGGAUGAGACCGUAUAAACGGAGGUCCCGAGUCGCAUUAGGUGCUGACGCAAAAAGAUUCCUCACUACUCAAAGGCCCUAAGUGCCGAGUACUGAUCUAACUUUGCAGCCCUCCACUUGCAAGUGGUGGCGCCUCGACAUGAGUGAAAAAUUCUAGAAAGGACGUUAAACAAAUAGACCAGAUUUGAGGGGAGUAGGCAUCUGCGGAUGCAUACUUCCAGAUUUGCGUCGUAUGUUGCAUUUGACCUACGUUUUUCCUAUGAGUGAGCAUUAACCCUACCUGAACACAAACUAAUAUUGAUGAUGAAUUGAGGGAUGUACAUUAUCCGUUCUGCUUCAGAUGCUGGAUUUGACCUACAUUGUCUAGAAGAGUGAAUAUUACCAUACUAGCAUGAAUGAUGUAUAUCGGAAUGGACACUAUAAGUCUUGUUUUGGAUGCUGGAUCUGGCUGGAUCUGGCCUAUGAGUGAACAGGUUUAAGUUUUUGGAGCUGGUCCAUUCUCAAAAAAAAGUCCCACCUGUACUUAAAUCAAAAUUGCAUGGAUAUUGAUCUUGGGAUGCAUAUUAACAAGAAAAAAAUAGGUGUGAGAUUUGCCUUUGUUGUAGAUUACAUUCCUCCAGAAGAGCUCCGUAAUCAUUAAUUACCUAUAAGUAUGUUUCUAUUUCUUGUAUUGCUCAUUCUUAUACAUUCUACGUGGGAUA
Messenger RNA from Saccostrea echinata, 4442 nucleotides. RefSeq lists its product as uncharacterized. Bases 117 to 1838 code for a protein of 573 amino acids. The record is from RefSeq and is a predicted model, not a curated record. NCBI's taxonomy places the organism in Eukaryota, Metazoa, Mollusca, Bivalvia, Ostreida, Ostreidae. The transcript is spliced from 13 exons.